This is a messenger RNA of Gryllus bimaculatus (two-spotted cricket), 1962 nucleotides long. Lineage: Eukaryota; Metazoa; Arthropoda; Insecta; Orthoptera; Gryllidae. The record is from the annotation of a GenBank genome assembly.
UUGCUGCUUGCAAGGAAGUGCGGUCGGCAGUUUUGGGAACACAGCGCGUCCCGCGCCAGUCGGCUCCGAGCCCCUGGAGCGUCACAGUUCCCGUUUAUGUGAACUCUCGUGUGAGUGCGUCGACAUGAUGGUGGAAAAAACUCUCGAGCAGCGAUACGCGAUAAAGGUUUGUUUCAAACUUGAGAAGACGCCGUCUGGAACUUUUGAGUUGCUUCGGAAUGAUUUUGAUGACGACUGCUGUUGUGCGGACUUGCGGUUGUGAGGAGGUCGCCCUUCAACAUCGCGAGAUGAAAGUUCGGUUGACAAAGUGUGCAAAUUGUUGAACUCUGCUCGAAGAAUGAGUGUUCGCCUAAUCACAUGACAGAAACGCUUGACAUUCCGAAGACCAAUGUGCACAAGAUUGUGACGGAAAACGUACAAAUGCCGAAGGUGUGCGCCAAACUUGUCCCGAGAGUGCUCAUCGUUUGCCAAAAGAACUAUCGAGUGGAAGUGUGUCAAGAAUAGUUGCAGUGGUGUGAGGACGCUCUCCCAGUUGCCUUAUAGUUCUGAUUUGACCCCGCUCGACUUCUUUUUGUUCUCGUAAGAUUAUAAAAUCCCUCUAAGGACAGCAACUCUGGAAAAUAUCAAGGCUGCUACGACGAGGUUACUAAAGGACAUCCCAGUGAAGGUGUUCCAGGAGGCAUAUAAAGCAUGGAAAUCUCGUUGGAACGCGUGUGUUGAAGCAAGAGGGAUGCAUUUUGAAGAAUAUUGAGUAAUUUUUACUUUGGUCUGCGAUCGACAGUGGCUCUUGCCAAACCUCCAAAUGGUGGUGCCUGCGGGGAUGAUAUUUGGAGCGUUCAUCAUAGGAUGGAUUUCUGAUGACUUUGGUCGCAAAGCAGGGUUUGUUACUUCAUCUACAAUUUAUAUGAUUUCUGCAGCAAUUCCUUUUAUAAUCCAAACAUACUGGGCACUGUGUUUGUCUCGAUUUACAAUGGGAAUUGCUAACUCUGGUUGCUACUACAGUGGUCUCACUCUCUGUGUAGAAGUGUCCUCCUUGAGAAUGAGAAGUACUGUCGGCACACUUUACAACGUCAGCUAUUCUGUGGGAGCAAUGAUCUUGCCUCUUAUGGCGUACUUUCUUCCGAAGUGGCGGGAUUUGCUUAUAGCCUACUCGGUGCCAACAUAUCUUCUCUUCAUAUCUAUAUGGUUAAUUCCAGAGUCUCCCAGGUGGCUUGCAACAAAAGGUAAAUACGAGAAAGCAUGGAAAAUUUUGAAAAAAGUUUGGAAAGAUGUGGACGUUGAUGUUGCUGAUGAUGACACUCCUAUACAACCACAAUCUAAGAAGGAGCGAUUAAAAAAAUCAUGUCAAGUGAUUGGAAAUUUUUGUUUAAUCAAAGAAUUGCUCCACCGACUUAUCAUUUGUUUGGUUCUAUGGUUCAUUAUAAAUCUCAAUUACGAUCUGCUCCCACAAAAUGCUGACAAUUUUGGUGUAAAUAGGUACCUGAUGAACGGAUUGCUGGGCCUCAUGGAGGGCGUCUCCUACGUCAUCCCUGUGGUGCUUCUGCGCUUCUUCGCGCGCCGCAUCCUGGGCGCGUCGCUCUUCAUCUGCUCCGGGGUAGCCCUCAUGCUCACGUUGGCAGUGCCCAGAGACGAGACGUGGGCUCAGCCUUUGCAGAUAACGUUGAUAAUGCUGGGGCGCGUCGCCAACUGCACGCUGUACGCCGUCGUCAUCGUCCACACGGCCGAGUUGUUCCCCACGGAGGAGAGGGCCACCGCGCUAGGCUUCUCCGCCGGAGCCAUUAAACCUCAAUUACCUGCCGGAUUGUGUGGUAUUGCUAAUAUUGGAAUUGCAGUGGUUGUACUUAUUCUACCAGAGACAAGAGGAAAACCACUUGUCGACACAGUGGAAGAAAUCGAGGCUCUUACAGAAGAAAGCGAGAAAGUAUCGUGUUUAAACAUUUGUAAAUUGAAAAUGUAAAAAAA